Molecule: messenger RNA, 2384 nt
Organism: Bombus impatiens (common eastern bumble bee)
Lineage: Eukaryota; Metazoa; Arthropoda; Insecta; Hymenoptera; Apidae
Product: palmitoyltransferase ZDHHC15B
Exons: 11
Coding region: 511-1620 (369 amino acids)
Biological process (GO): protein targeting to membrane; synaptic vesicle maturation; peptidyl-L-cysteine S-palmitoylation
Cellular component (GO): endoplasmic reticulum; Golgi apparatus
Molecular function (GO): protein-cysteine S-palmitoyltransferase activity
Source: RefSeq, a predicted model, not a curated record
AACCUUUAUGUACAAUAAUGACAAGAGAUAAAAGUAUGGUAUCAAUCAUAUCAUGUAAUUAAAUUUUGUUGAAGAAAAUCGUCGACAUUUACUGGCCACUUUUUCGGAACGCCAUAGCUUGAUGAAAAGCAGUGAAAUUAUAUUUUGUAUAUCUUUAAAUAUAAUUGUAAAGUAUACAUUUAAUACCUAAAAUCUAAAACAAACAUGCCCUCAUAUAUCUGUUUUAUCUAAGGAUGUUAUGGAAUAGACAACAAAAGUAAAAUAUCAUUUCAGUUCGAAAAAAUAACUCUUAUUUUGUAUAAUUUAAUACAUAUUGGUAUACGUAAUGUUGAUGACAGAAGAUAAAUAAUAAAAAUAAAAUAAUAUUUGACUAUUUAUCGUAAUAUGAUUCCUUGUAAUAAAGGAAGUGUCGGCCUCGUAUGUACACUUUGUGUGCAAAGUGUCUGCAAUGGUGCAUCGGUUUGAUAAUGGUAAAAAUAAUGUUUACCUGAAUGAUAUAAUUGUGCACACAUGUAUAACUAUAAUACAGUGAAUAGAAUGGGAAAGCAAAACGGAUCUUGUUGGUGGUUUGUAAAAGCCGCAAAAUGGAUACCAGUUAUUUUUAUUUUGACGAUUGUCUUAUGGUCGUAUUAUGCUUAUGUGGUGCAGUUAUGUUUUUAUACUGUAGAUAAUUAUGUUCAAAAAGCUUUUUAUUUGUUUUUUUACCACAUCCUGUUUCUAUUAUUUUUAUGGUCUUAUUGGCAAACUGUAUUUACGGACCUAAUAGAAAUACCAUACAAGUUUAAAAUACCAGAUGCGGAAAUGGAAAAAUUUCAUCAAGCUGGAACGGAAGAAGCACAGAGGCAAAUCUUAGAGAGAUUUGCACAAGGUCUUCCAGUUACAAAUCGCACUAUAAAAGGAGUCAUACGUUUCUGUGAGAAAUGUCAAUUAAUCAAGCCAGAUCGAGCACACCAUUGUAGUGUAUGUAGUACAUGUGUUUUAAAAAUGGAUCAUCACUGUCCAUGGGUGAACAAUUGUGUAGGUUUCCACAAUUAUAAAUUUUUCAUGUUGUUCCUGGCAUAUGCCCUUCUUUAUUGCAUAUUCAUUACUGCUACAUCUUUACAAUAUCUUAUACGUUUUUGGAAAGGGGAAUUGGAUGGAAUGGGUAGAUUCCAUCUAUUGUUCUUAUUCUUUGUCGCAUUGAUGUUUGCAGUUAGUUUAACUUCCCUUUUCUUUUAUCAUUGCUACCUUGUUUUACAUAAUAGAUCUACAUUAGAGGCAUUUACACCACCUAUGUUCCGCACAGGGAAGGAUAAGGAUGGUUUUAGUCUUGGAAAAUACAAUAACUUCCAAGAAGUUUUUGGUGAUAAUCGUAAACUAUGGUUCCUUCCUAUUUUUACUAGUCUUGGAAAUGGUGUCGCCUAUCCAGUACGUGCGCAACAUCAAGGCACAUCCAAUACUUAUGACUCCAUGGGCAGUACCCGAAACAGUUUUGGCGAUGGGGUAAACUUUCCUGAACGGCUGUGCAAUGAAGACACACAUACUCUGUUGGGACAUACUACCCAACAGUGGGGUGAUGAGACUGAACUUGAUUCUCCACCUCCUUAUGGGUCACAAUCAGGCCUACCAUUGAUCAAAUGACAUUGCUAGAAGAAGCUACACUUUUGGCACUUGGCACUGGCUCUGCUAUGAUAACUCGUGCAACAGAUGCCAAUCAACCAUUGGUGGACGCAACUGAAGUUGUUUGAAGCAGCAUUUAAAAUUUAUUAUUCAUCUUUUUAUUAUUAACAAAUAUUUCUUGUUAACACAACCUAAUUUUAAAGUCUUUAUAUAAAUCCUUUGCACUUGCUAUCUUUUUUAAUUAGUCCUUCUGUUAAAUGUGAUUCUAUUGAUCUUAGUAAAGCCUCCUUAGUCUUAAGUUUGAAGUUAAAUAUUUUUCAGUAAAUUUUUUUUCUGUAGCUAUUUUUAUGGACUAUUUUUUAUUUUGCUAAUUUGAUAAUUUUCUUGCAGUAUUUUGAUAUACAAAUGCAAAGGAUUAAUAACUAGAUUAUAUUUAUUACUAUAGAUUAGAACAUUUAUAGUUCUGUAUACAUUAACACAUAUUAUAAAAAUUAUUGACAGAAAUUAGAACAUAAAAUCUGCAGAAAAUUUUUAAGAUUUUAGGUAUGUAUAAGUAACAUUCUCAUUACUUACAGAUAUUAUUGCAUAUAGCAAUAUAUGUAAUUCUGAUCAUAAUUUACAAUGUUUUAUAGAUAUUAAAUUGCUGUUAAUAAUUGAUGCCAUUGAAAUGUGAAGAAUAUAAAAAUGAUUUGGUGAUAUAUAUAAAUAGUUAUGACUAAACAAAAGAAAUGUUGCCAUUGAAUUUAAUGAUUUUAUAAAGAAAUUAUGAAUUAAAGUUACUAUAA